AUGAAAAGGAAAAACUACCUUUCAUUAAGCCAAAGUGCUUUCCGACAAAAUCGAAGCACGUCAGAUGCUGUAUGGACUCAUCGCUGGUUAGUUGCAAGAAUUGAAAAAUACCAGGAGAAGAUUUAUAUUACAGGUAUCGACAUGAGUUCCGCAUUUGACACCAUCAAAAGAGACGACUUGUUAAACAUCCUUGGUAAUGUAAUAAACGAAGAUGAAUUGAGAUUAAUUCGAUUUUUACUUGCUAACACAAAUCUUGAAAUCAGAAUGAAAGAUGUAGAUACGACACCUUUUCCCAGUAACAUCGGAAGUCCUCAAGGUGACGGAAUAAGUGGUUGUUUGUUUAACAUAUAUUUCGAAAGCUCCUUACGUAAAGUUAGAAAAAUUCUGGAAAAAGACCAUAUCCUUGACGAACAUUCAUACUCAAAGAGAAACGAAUCAUUACUCCCAGUGACUGAAGUGAUAUACGCUGAUGAUUACGACCACAUCACAGAUGACAUCAACAAAAAGAAGAAAUUCAAUAACAUCAUAAAAGAAACUUUAGCUAAGGAUAAUUUGUUGGUAAACGAAACAAAAACAGAACACACAUUACUAGAAAGAAAGAAAAAAGUAAACAACGAAACAAAUGAACCGUGGAGACAUGUCAAGAAAUUGGGGUCAAAGCCAUGA
This is a messenger RNA of Hydractinia symbiolongicarpus, 666 nucleotides long. RefSeq lists its product as uncharacterized. The transcript has a single exon. Bases 1 to 666 code for a protein of 221 amino acids. Lineage: Eukaryota; Metazoa; Cnidaria; Hydrozoa; Anthoathecata; Hydractiniidae. The record is from RefSeq and is a predicted model, not a curated record.